Dreissena polymorpha is the source of this 2611-nucleotide messenger RNA. RefSeq lists its product as uncharacterized. NCBI's taxonomy places the organism in Eukaryota, Metazoa, Mollusca, Bivalvia, Myida, Dreissenidae. The transcript is spliced from 2 exons. The record is from RefSeq and is a predicted model, not a curated record. The coding region runs from base 247 to 1149 and encodes 300 amino acids.
AGAUGUAUAAAACUCGCCACAAUAAGGCUAAGUUUAUGGAUCAAACAUUUUUUAUUUACAUUUUUGAUUCAGUUAGGCUUCAAACAUGAAAAUAGAUUUCCGUAUACCCUGUGAUGUAUGUGGUUAUGGUCUUAAGAGAUUGUGCUGUGAUGGUACAAAAGUAGGAGUUGGAUUUCGGAAUUCAAAUUAUUAGGAAAUUACAGAAACAACCAGGCUUUGGGCAUUAAUAAUACGCUGCAUCGUAGAAUGGAUAGAUGUUUUUUGAAAAAUUUGAAUCGAAUAGGCAAACAAGAAAUGAUUAAGCUUCGAACUACUUUAGAUUACAUUGCUCGGAAAGAACUGAAUGAAAUUAAAGAGAAUGAAAUUAUUCCAGAGAAGGAAUUAUUGGACCGUAUCAAGUUGUUAAAACAAGCACUGCCCUCUGAAGUUUUGGGUUCCUUCGAAAGAUUUUAUCAAAUGAGUGAUAAUGAACAAGUUUCAUAUUCAAAUGUGUUAAAAAAGCUAGCCACAACAGCGUACAUUACAAGCCUUGUACCCCCUGCAUAUUGUUACAAAAUUAAACAAUUAUUAAAUAGCCCUAAUAUUGAAAAUGAUCGAAAUGAUAGUAUUGUUAUUGAAACUCGUUCGUUUGCACUUGAACUAAGAGAUUUAAUUUGCGAGUCUUUAAUAAGCAACAAUGAAAUAUUGUCAGAUGACAUUAGAUUAUUUUUGCAAUAUCUAAUUAAUGAAUCAAUGUCAUUGCAAGUUACUGAACCAGAACCACCUGUACCUCAAGUGGGCACAUGCAAUCCUGAAAAGUUUGGAAGGGCCUAUUAUUUUAAUGAAUCUGGGUUAAAGUUAAGAAGUGUAAGAAAGUUUUACAUUGACAAUGACAGCUGUGUUAAAAGAAAUACAGAUCAUGACGAUACGACUUUAGAAUUUGAAAAAUGUCAAAAGCUUUAUUCUAAAGUUCAAACUUCUGCUCGAGGAACAUCAACAUUAUUUCUUUGGUUCUUUGCAGACCAUGGCCAUUGGUAUGGUUUUCAAAUGACUGGGGCAGAAGGAAGAAACGAUCCCGCAUUAUCACUCUAUAGCUACUUAGAAACCCCUCCACAAGACGUGUUUUAUGACUUUGCAUGUAAUUUACAAGAACAUUGCCUAAACAGAUAAAGUGGAUACUAUAAAAAUGUACGUUUUUUCAUGACAUUUUCCAUGGCUACUCCCACAAAUGUUCUAGUGCUUUUACAGCUAGCAGACUUCAAGGCUUUGAAUCUGUAAAUUCUGAAAUAUGUGAACAAUUCAACAGCAUUAUACAGUGCAUUAAAAGGUCGGCCCGUCAGAUGUCACAGUCACACUUUUGCUUUUACCUACAAUUCUUUUUAAAUGAAUGGAAUAAGAAGAAAAUGUUUUCAUAUGAAACAAAGAUUUGCUUAAGCUGGGUUAGUUUAAUGUGAUACUUAAAUGAUCUAUAUUUUUAAGUUCAUCUGAACUUUGAAUACUUACUAUUGCAUCUUUUGAUGCUUUUUUCUAUUAAAGACUGAGCGAGUAAACACAUAAUAUGUAUUAUUAUGCAAUAAUUGUUUUGUAUUAUAUCUCAACUGAACAUAAAGUGCUCAUGGUGAGCUAUUGUAAAUGGUCUGGGUCCGUCAUGGGUCAACAUUUUUUACUUAAACAACAUCUAACCUCUGUGCCAAUCUAAAUGAAACAUGGCACGAGUUUUCUUGCAUGAACCUCUUUCAAAGUUGUUAAAUGAAAUGCAUUCCAUGCAUAAAUCUGGUUGCGAUGGCAACCAAAAGGAAAGCUUAUAAAUUUGGCAUAAAACAUCGUCUGGUUGACCUCCACCGUGAAUUUCAAAAUAUGCUAUACCCAACUCACAGGCAAAUUUGUCCUUAUUUGCUCAUAGUGAACACUUCUCUUAAAUGGCCAGGAGAGUUCAAGUUUAUAGACAAAAACAACAGUCAGAUGAGCGAUAUAGUGACAUAAUGGCACCUUUAUAGCUGAAUCAUAAAUGAAAAAUUGUCAAUUAUAUGUUCUGUGACUUGUAUGAUUUGCAGUAUUCAUUUCGCUGUCUUCAUGCACCUUACAAAAGCCAUUUUAUUAUCAGUGUUCGUGAUUCUGUCGUAGCAUUUAUUCUUGAAAUUCGUUGUUUUUCAUAUUUUUCCUUAUUGUUAUGCUCACCGAAAUAAAAUUUCGGCGGAGCAUAUAGUUGCCAGUUGUCCUUCUUUACUACUUUCUCAUGGCACCUUCAAUUCUUUACCGAUCUCUUUCAUAUUUGGCAUGUAGGUACCUUGCAUGGACCUUUACCUUUUGAUGAGGUCACUGGGGUCGAGGUCACCAAGGCUAAUAAUAGAUUUUUCCGUCACACUCUUGUCACAGUUUCUCAUAGCACCUUCAAUUCUUAACCGAUAUCUUUCAUAUUUGGCAUGUACGUACCUUGCAUGGACCUGUACCUUUUGAUGGCGUUUGAGGUUACUGGGGUCAAGGUCACCGAGGCUAAUAAUAGAUUUUUCCAUCACACUUUUGUUACAGUUUCUCAAAGCACCUUCAAAACUUCACCGAUCUCUUUCAUAUUUGGUAUGUAGGUACCUUGCAUGGACCUCUACCUUUUGAUGAGGUUUGAGGUCACUGGGGU